AUGUGAUGGAAUUAACCUUCUUGACCUGUAUGACUUUGUAAACCUUUUCAAGAUGGUUCAGAACUAUGGUGAAGAGCCCAAUGGAAUGACAAGAGGGAGCAUCCACUUCUUCUAGUGUCUGAUUUAUAUGUUUGAAAGCAUGGUUUCCUGACAGAAGAGUGCAUUAUAUUUUUUAACAGCAGAUCUGUACUAAAUGUGGCAUCAGUAGUGGUUUUUGGAAAGAUGAGAAGGGACCCGCUGCAGGGCAACUCCUUGAAGAUGAAAAUGUCUGUUGUUUCUGUUAUACAUAUCCCAGUUAUGAGAGGUUUUUGUGUGAUUUCUGAGCUUGGUGCUGUCAGCUCCGUGUGAACAAACUAAAACAAAAAGCAAGUUUAUUUUUAUUAAGGAAAAUGCCACGAAGGAAGAAAACUGGUGGGAGUCCUUCUCCAAAGAAUGGCAAUUGUGACAGAACGUCAGCUGUUGCUGUAUCCCAAGGGGACCCAAGCCACUUGGUGUCACAAGCAGUGCGUAGUGUCCAUAAGGAAGAGCUCUUGAACAGCAUGUCAGAGAUGUUUUCUGACCUAGAUCCUAGUGUGGUUUAUAUGGUUCUGUCUGAAUGUGAUUUUAAAGUAGAAAAUGCUAUGGAUUAUCUGCUAGAGCUGUCCACCCAUGCCAAAGGAGUAGCAUCUUCAAAAACCUUGAGUUAUGAUUCAGUAGCAUCAUCACUAGCUCUUAUUAAUCAGCAAAGAUCUGUUGCAAAUGAAAGAAUGGGGGGAAGUACUGCAGAACAAAGUAAUUCCAAGGAAGAUAAAGAAAGGGUCCUAUCACCUGAUGUGGAGCUGACUGAAGAACUGGAUUCAUUAAUAGAAAAUGCCGUUUGGAAAUACAACUUGAGUGAUGAAUUGACUGAUUCUACAAAUGACCAAGUAGUACAAAAGUACUGUGUGGAACAUGAUGGCUUUAAUGAAUUUCUUGAGUGGGAAAAAUCUGAUUCAGGUUGCGGUGACCUACUUUUCCCACAGCAAACAGGGACAAAUAAUGAGUUUUUAGAAAACUUUGCCUGUUUUCAGCCACCCAGGAGUCAGCUGAGAACCCAAACAAACUCCCCAGCUGCAACAGAUGAUUUCGAACAGAUACUGGAAGAUGCUGAUGUGUCAGACAUACAUGUUCAACAUGAUGUACCUUCAGAAGCCUAUAAGCAAUCAAAUGGAGAAAUAUCAUCUGGAAAUUCUGAACAAACUCAAGAUACUGUUUUGGAUCAAAAAAAUGUGACAGCGGCUCCUGUUGUGGCCUCCCAAAGACCUCUGGAAUCUGGAGUAGCUGGCACUGCAAGUUCUAAUUCAGGAUGCUUAGAACAGCAUGAAGAGGUAGUGACUGCCUUAAGCAGCCACCAAAGCACUUCUCUUCCAGAACCUUCUGUCUCUCUUCAAACAUUCAGUUUCAAAACCCCAGAACCUGCUGAUUUUCAGCACACUCAGCAGGGUUGUAACUUGACACCAUCGUGUCAGCUUCAACAGGACUGGAAUCUCAUGGCUCCCGCUUUUUAUCCUUGCAGUGGAAAUAACAGUUUUGUAAUUCCUGUGGCUGUAGGUCCAGGGCAAUGGAGACCUGUUUCAGACUCUAGGACUUUGGAAAAAGGACCUUUUUUUCCCUCUCCAGUGGUUUCAAAUGCCUGGGAUAACAACCCUUCUCUGAAGGUAUGGGGAAAUCAAGAUAGAAACUCAAAAUUGAACCUCUCGCAAGCACAGCAGCCGCCUGUUUGUCACAUGAUGAGAAAAAAGAUGCAUCUUGUAGGUCAAGUACUUGUUCUUCUCAGAGGUGUUCCAGGAUCAGGAAAAUCGUAUUUGGCAAGGACUUUGCUUGAGGAUAAUCCAGAUGGAAUAAUUCUUAGUACUGAUGAUUACUUUUAUAAACACGGACAAUACCAUUAUGAUCCUGAUUGCUUAGGGGAAGCACAUGACUGGAACAGGAAACGAGCCAAAGAAGCAUUUGAAAUGAGAAUCUCUCCUAUAAUAAUAGACAACACAAACACACAAGCAUGGGAGAUGAAGCCUUAUGUUACUUUGGCUCAGCAGUUCAAUUACAAAGUCAUUUUCCGAGAACCAGACACUUGGUGGAAGUUUAAGCCAAAAGAACUUGAAAGGCGAAACAUUCAUGGUGUGUCUAAAGAAAAGAUCAGAAGAAUGUUGGAACGAUAUGAAUUCUGCCUUUCUGUCAGCUCAAUAUUGGAUUCUUCUGUCCCAGACAAAUCAGAAGCUGCUGGCUGGAGUGAAGAUCCUUAUCAGGAGGAAAGCCAUAGAAAGAGAGAGGCACAUUCUGAUGUAAAGGAAGAAAAAUCUUUUGCUUGUGAUGUGGAGCCUCUUGAAUUAACUGAAGAUAAUAAAAAUUUUCCCAGUACUUCUCCAGCAUCAGAAAGUAACUGUGAUCCUGGACAUCUUCAGAAAGAGGAAAAAGAAAUGAAAAUGAACACAGUGGAACACAGUUCUGAGAACAGCACUGUUCAAGAUGACUUCAAUGUUUCUUUAUCAGAUUCUGUAGAAAAAGAACAGGCCAUGGAGAAGAAAGAUGUAAAGGGAGAAAAUACAGAAAAAAAUACUGUAACAGAAAUGAAUGAGGUUGAUAUGACCACAGCUGAAGAGACUGUGUGUUUGCAUACAGGAAGAGUCGAGGAACACGACAAUAACAGGUUUCUCAAAGUUCAAACUGAAGUUGAACAGUUGGGUAAUACAUGUGUGGACCCAGAAUCAGCACAAAGUAGUAGCAUACUGGAACCAAGUAGCUCAGCUUCUGACAUGUCAGAAAAACCACAAGUACUAAACUUCCUGGGUGACUGGCCUGUAGAACAAACGAUGGGCCAGAGAAUCAAAAGAGCUAGAAGACUAGAAAAAUCUUCUGAAAAGAGUGAUAAGGAAAAUAAAACUCCCAAUCAGCAGUAUACUGAGUUACAUAAAGAAGAACAGGCAGGCUUGCAUGGGACCUGUACCCUUGAAAAAGCACAGGAGGAAGGAAAUGUAGCCUCUAGUUGUUCCUCAGCUAGUUCAGAUAAAGUUACACUGGAAUUUCAAAUGAUAGGACAUUGGCCUGUCUCAGGCUCCUUAGAACAGAGACAACAAAGGUCAAGGAGAAUAAGAAAGACAAGUCUAAAUCAGUCUGAUGAAGGUAGAAAUAGUGAAGGUGACAUUAAUAGAAAUGUUCUUGAGACAGUAGAUGUGAUUUGUGGGACACCUGCAAACAUUGCAGAGCAACCAGAUGCAAAGAGUUUGCAUAUGCACGAAUCUGAAACAGUAGCUAGUGAAACUGUUAGUGAGAAAAAAACCCAGCAAAAUAAGAGAAUGAGGAAACAUCACAAAUUAGCUCUCACUUUUACAAACAACAAUUUGCCACAUCCCAGGGAAGAGGAACACUUGUCUGUACCAAACACAGCAGAAGAGGGACAUGACACAAGCUCAUGUGGACAAAGAAGUAGCUAUUCACAGACUGAGUCACAGGACUUUGCAAUCCUAUGGAGAUUAGAAAAGAAAAUGCUUUUUCCUGAGACUACCAAAGUGUUACAUGGUAGACUAGAUGGCUUCAAAUCAAAAAACAUAGAUAAUGUUUCAGAUCCUCUGGAAAAAGUACCCUAUCAAGUUAUGUAUGAUAAAAGUACAUUUGUGGAAGAAAGUGAACUUACCAAUAUUGAUGAGUCCGAAAAGCUGAAUACACUGUGUAAGCUUUUUGAAUCUGUGUCAUUUGAAGCUCUGAAAGAUCUGUAUGAAAGAUGUAACAAAGACUUAGACUGGACCACGGGUCUGCUGUUAGACUGCAAUGAGAAAUUAUGCAAAGAUGUUGAUACUGAAUGCUUUCAAGUAAGAGAAGAUGAACCAAUUGUCAAAGACUUUGAUUUCAAGACAGGUACAAACUAUGAUGAGAACUGCAAAGACUCUGAACAAAUGUCUCAAAUAACUGGGGCUGCUGGUACUUCUGAGCAUUCAGAAGAUAUGAGCUCAUCACUCAGCAUUGCAGAAAGUAGAGCUACCAAGGCAACUGUGACAGAUGGUGAUGUGCCUGGCUUGUUGACUGCUGCCUCAUUGCAUGAUUCAGCAGAACUGAAAAAUUCUGGAGAUGCAUCCCCUCAAACUGAUGGAGGCAGUUCAGUAGAAGGUAUCCCUGAGAUACCCAUUUCAGGAAAGCAGAAGAUAGAGUGUGAGAGUCCUGUUGAAGAAAAUACAAAUAAUCCAUCAGUCUCACAAUUUGAUACAGGUUUAUGUAUACCCAUGACUUUGCCUCACAGUCCUAACAUGACUUCUGCUAAUUUAAAAUUUGAAUUAAAUAAUGAAAGUGACAGUAACUCUUCAGAAAGCAAUGCAGAAAACUCCAAAGUGACUCCAUUGCUGGAAAUCGAUCAUGCACCUCUGGUGGAUCCUAGGACUGAUAAAGAACUGGAGACAGAUAAAGAAAUCCAGGGGAGUUCCAGGGAGAUACAUGGUAGAGAAGUUGAAACUCCAAGCUGGGAUGACACUAAAGCCAAGAUACACAGACCUAUACCAGAAUCACAUGCAAACUUCAAUAUAGAUUGCCUAGAACUAACAUUGCCUCCUGAACUGGCCCUCCAAUUGAAUGAAAUAUUUGGGCCUGUUGGCAUUGAUGCAGGAUCACUAACUCUUGAGGAUUGCGUGGUUCAUAUUGAUCUGAAUUUGGCAAGAGUGAUUCAUGAAAAAUGGAAAGAAUCUGUUGUGAAGCGUCGGAGGAGAGAUGAAUCGUGUAAGUUGUCUGCAGAAGGUCCUCCUGUGAUUCAGCAGAUAGAUACAGAUGGCUCAGAAAUGCUGUUACCUCCAAAUGCAGACAGUAAAAUACAGAAGAAAAAAAUGGGCUGGGUUUCAGGCUCAUCUAAUGAUAUACAGACUAAAAGAACAGCAACAUCAGACAUUUUUCCUGCUAUGGAUCACUGGAAUGCUCAGAUUCAGAAAGUUUCUCUCAGACAAAUAAUUUCUGAAGAAAUAGCUAUGCAGGAGAAACAGGACCUGAUCAUGGUGCAUUUCACUAUACAGAAUCGUGUUCCUUCUAUGUCUAGGAAAGACUGUGCUGCUAAACUAAAGGAGAAGCAACUUUUUGCAAUGUUUCCAACUAUUAAUCAAAAUUUCUUAAUGGACAUCUUCAAGGACAACAACUACUCUUUAGAACAAACUGAACAAUUUCUGAACUGUGUUCUGGAGGGAGAUCCUGUGAAAACUGUUAUAGCUCAUGGGACUGUUCUGCAAACUGAAAUAGUUUCUUCCUACAGUGGUGCAAAGAACCGAGAGAAGAAGGCAAAAAAAAGUAAGGAAGAAGAUGAUCCUUUGACUGAAAUAUUUCAAGAUUUUGAGUAUCCACAAUAUGAUGACUUAAGAGCAGAAGCUUUUUGUCACCAGCAGAAGAGGCAAGAAUGUCUGAAAAAGGCUGGAGAGGCCUUUCACAUGGGUAUGAGGUCUGUGGCAGCAUUCUAUGCACAUCAGGGUCACCUCCAUGAGCAGAAGAUGAAGGAAGCCAACCAUGCUGCUGCUUUGCAAAUCUUUGAAAAAGCAAAUACUUCCUUGCUGCCUAUGAACGUGCUGGAUCUGCAUGGUCUGCAUGUGGAUGAAGCUGUGAAUCACUUGUCCAGGGUGCUCCAGGAAAAAAGUGAAGAGUACCAGCAGACUGGUGGUAAAGCUUAUCUCUGUGUUAUCACGGGAAGAGGAAGCCAUAGUCAGGGAGGGGUUGCUCGCAUCAGACCAGCAGCUAUCAGAUACCUCACAAGCCACAACUUCAGGUUCACAGAAAUAAAACCAGGCUGCCUGAAAGUCAUGCUGAACUGAAGAGUUGUCAAGAAGAAAAGUGGAAUGUAGAAACUGAGGAGUUAGGUUGUAGCUAAAAACUUUUUGAACUGCAACAGUAUUUUGUAGUCAGUUUUAAAGGAUGAUAUUUUAUUAGACAUGUUCUCAAUUUACAGCAAGUGGUUUUGACAGCAUGUUUCCAAGAAAAUUUUUAUGUGGAAUUGUUCCUUUUUUAAACCUGCAAAAAGAACACAGGAUUUGAAGUCUUAGAAAUGCAGAUUAAGAACUCUGCUGAGCAGUAUAUGAUGUUUUAAAGGAAAGUUAAAGUACCUUUUUUAAAUAUAGCUAUCUUCUCAGCAUACCCAGUCUACAUCUUUUGACUCUCACACAUUUUAAUUGCUGUGGAUUCUGUGCUUUUAAAACGCAGUACCUUGUACAAAGUUAUUUUGGGAUUCAGAAUUUCAUGCUAAGCCCUUCAGAGGAACACAGGGGAGGUGAGAACUCAGCAAUUACUGAUAUUUAAAAUGCAGUUAUGGCUGAGUGCUAAAUAUUUCCAGGUUUCUUCAAAAGUCAGAUUUUUUUUUUCAUUGUUGUUUUGUAAUGGGAUGGCCAACUCUCUUGUCCUUACUCCAUUCUAAACUUCUGAUACCGACAGAAGUUGCAUACAAAGGACUGUGCGUUGAUACCAGGAUUUUGUGGAAAUGCCCUUAAUUUUUUCAACAUCUACUGGAUUAAAAGUGUUUCUUUAUAGGUUUUCAAAUGGAGCAAAUCAAGUACUGUUUCACAGGUGUCUAAUAGUGAUGUGUUUUCAUUCUGUGUGUAUUAAAUUUGAUGAUUUCCUUGUAGAAAAUAAUGAUAUUCUGUGAGAUGUUUAAAGCAUAUUUUUAAUAUCAAAGCAAAUGGUAAUACUACCAUAUCUACCUUAUCUGGAAGGUCUGUGAGUACAGAAGUUACUGUGUUGGUUUUGUGUCAGCAUCUAGAAACACCUGUGUAAAAAAACCAAACCAAAACAUAAAAAAAUAAACCCAGACCAACACCUUCUUUCCAAACCCCAAUUAAAUAUAAACAUCUCUACUUUGGCAAAUGUUUCUAGUAAGCAAUCAGAACCUUUUUUUUUAUUAGAUAUAUAUUCUAGAAUGCAUUACUACUAUUAUUUAAAUAUUUGCCUCUUGAAAGCAUACAAAUUUUUGUUAAGCAUUUUUCAGAACAGAUACGAGUUGUGUGUUAUGAGCAAUAUUAACAGGCUAAGGAUUAAUGAGAGUGCUUUUUUUCAUUUUAAACCACUUUUGCAGUAAAUUAUAUUGAGGAACUGAAUGCACAAAGGAUUUGUGUAAGAAUCUGUAUGUGUGUGCAAGUUCUGCCAUUUGUAUGAAUGGAUAGUAAUAAGGAACUUCUGUGGGAAGAGCUGUGCACAGAAAUAGGUUUCACUAGAAACUGUGUAUGUGUAAUUUGCUGACAAACUGAAAGACAUGAUGCUUCCUGAGAAUCCGUAUUUACUGUAAUAUAUACACAGUGAAUGCAGUGAUACAGUAGACUUAAAAAUGAGUGUCAUGCUUCAACAGAUACAAUAAUCUUUUUCAUGGUAAUUUCAAGUGUAAGAGCAGCUUGAAUAAUAGUUAAUCAAAGUUACUCUUACUGGCAUAAUAGACUAUGAUAAUACAUUUUAUAUUUUUGUGAGUUCUUAGUUCAUCUGAAUUGUGACCUUUUUCUUUUUCUCUGGGCUUUGAUAAACAGAAGGUAAAAUACGAAAGCUCAGUGCUCCCCAGACAGCACUAGCAGAGCUGUUUCUGCCACCAUACAAUGUUCUGUGUGGUGAAGCCUGUGCUCCACCCUCUGUGACAAUGCCUAAAAGGGACUGAGAUGUCAUUUAGUAGUUCAGACUUAUCAGCUGUCCAGGGUUGCAGAUGCUGGAAUUGCUUCAGUGCAGCUGGUGUCUUUCUUUUGGACUAGGGAACUUCCUUCUGCUCCUGAUCAGGUUUUCCUUAGAGCUAUGAAUGGAAGGGCAGCUCAGCCUUUUUCUUUCACAAAACCUUAAGCAUGUGCUUAGAAGCUGUGCUGGGUUGGAUAUAGAAUGGAGCAGAAGAUCAAAGCUCAGAGAGAAAGGACGUAAACUUUUAUUGGUAAGGAUCUCCAAGCCUUCAGCUACUUGCCAAACUGUCCAGAAAAGGACCACUGGACUUACAGUAUUUGUUUUUAUAAUGUAUAGUGAGAUUAAUUACAUCAAAUCUAAUUGUUCCAAAAUGGUAUUUCAAAGUAGGUUACAUUUUAGAACUUGCAGCCUUUCGGAUGUUUUUCACAGUUACAUCAGUGAGAAUCUUGAGGUAUUGUGUAAAUCCUGUAUCGUUUUAUAUUUGUAAUUAAAAUGGCUUCUAGCAGUAUUGCCACCAGCACUCUGAGAUAUGUGACUGUUAAGAUACCUAUAUUGUGUACCACUUUUUAUUCUAUUCUUCAACAGCAUGUGGUUGUGAUGACUGGUAGCAUUUAAUAUCUGACAUUUGUUUUCUUCUUUACAAAACAUCCCAAUUUUUAACGCAGAAAAGCUGUCUUUUUUCUUAAUAUAUAAAACUUACUGCUUGUGCUAGCAGGUCAGUAACCUUACAGUAAAGAAAAAAAAAGGCCUGGAGGUGCAAUGAAGAAAGUUGUUCUUCUAAGUAAAGUGAGCGUUUGAAAAUAGGUUUCAGUUGAUUGGGAAAGUAAUAGGGCAAAAGUAAUUAAAAAAAAUAUUUCAAGAUAACUUGAUAAUACUUCAAUAUCCUCGGCCUUUGCUUCUAAUAAAACGUGGUACGAUAUUAUUUAAACGGUGUUUUUGUAGGUCUGUUGAAGGACACCUCAGGCAAAGUUUAGCUGGGAUUUUUUGUGGCUAUUAGAAAUCAUUGUGACUUGGGAAUCCCAGCUUAAAUGAUGUCCAGGUGCUCGAGUCAUAACCUGGAACAUCCCUAGAACAUCUGGAACCUUGCUGCUGUGCCCAUGUACAAUGUCAAGGAAGAUUUUAUGAACUUAGCAGGAUGUGUAUUUUAGAAGGCUUUGCUUGAGAAGGUAAAAUGUAAACAUUGUUAUGAAAUAUUGCCACAAAACAUGGUGGAUAGAUGAGGAUAAUUUUAUUCUUUAUAAUGGCAAAGAAGGAUCACCAUAAAUGUAAUACAGGAAA
Molecule: messenger RNA, 8895 nt
Organism: Calypte anna (Anna's hummingbird)
Lineage: Eukaryota; Metazoa; Chordata; Aves; Apodiformes; Trochilidae
Gene: N4BP2
Product: NEDD4 binding protein 2
Exons: 19
Coding region: 390-5789 (1799 amino acids)
Molecular function (GO): ubiquitin binding
Source: RefSeq, a predicted model, not a curated record